Messenger RNA from Herpailurus yagouaroundi (jaguarundi), 1101 nucleotides. RefSeq names its product microsomal glutathione S-transferase 1 (gene MGST1). The transcript is spliced from 5 exons. Lineage: Eukaryota; Metazoa; Chordata; Mammalia; Carnivora; Felidae. Gene Ontology annotation, molecular function: glutathione transferase activity. The record is from RefSeq and is a predicted model, not a curated record. Gene Ontology annotation, cellular component: mitochondrion; membrane. The coding region runs from base 268 to 735 and encodes 155 amino acids.
CAGGAAAUUAGCAGAGUGGGCAGGGGGCCUGCCUGCUGUCCCGUCUGCCCGCGCUGUGAACGCCCCGCGGUGGCAGCGCGACACGCCCGCUGGGGACAGGUUUGUGGCUGGAUUCCUACUCGGAUUCACUGUCUCUGAGAGGUGGUUUGUGGUAUGAAAUCAGAAGCUUGGCAUUGGCCCAUUUCCCCAAGCCACAGACCUGAGGAGUUCAGCCACAUUCUCCGUGUUGGAAAAACUUUGUGUGAGAUUCCAGACCAAAAUUGAAAAAUGGUUGACCUCACUGAGCUUAUGGAAAAUGAAGUAUUCAUGGCCUUUGCUUCCUAUACAACGAUUAUUCUUUCAAAAAUGAUGUUUAUGAGUACUGCAACUGCAUUCUUUAGAUUGACAAGAAAGGUUUUUGCCAACCCAGAAGACUGUGCAGGGUUUGGCAAAGGAGAAAAUGCCAAGAAAUAUCUUCGGACAGAUGACAAAGUGGAACGUGUGCGAAGAGCUCACCUGAAUGACCUUGAAAACAUUGUGCCAUUUCUUGGUAUUGGCCUUCUGUAUUCCUUGAGUGGUCCAGAUCUCUCUACAGCCAUCCUGCACUUCAGACUCUUUGUUGGAGCACGGAUCUACCACACAGUCGCGUAUUUGACACCCCUUCCCCAGCCAAAUCGUGCUUUGGCUUUCUUUCUUGGCUAUGGAGUUACUUUUUCAAUGGCUUACAGGUUGCUAAAGAGUAGAUUGUACCUGUAAGGAGAAUCCUACAACUCAUCAUCCAGUUAUUUUCUAAGAAUUCUGUACUUCCAAUUUAUGAUGAUUUUUUUUUUUUUUAGAUUUUAAGUGGGAGGGGAGCAGAGAAAUUUAGAUGGGGCAAACAGCCUGAAUAUUAACAUGACCAAUAUCCUUUAUUCUUAUGCUUGUACUGAAAUUUUAACACAAUUCUUAAGUCUUUUGAUUUCCUAUUUAAGUGCCUUGUGAUAAUUCAGAUUAUAAUUUGUAACAUUCAUUCAACAUUUAAUAUUUUAAAUCUAUAAAAAGGGUGAGUGUAUGUAUGAUACCCCUGUAUCUCAAUAUUGCUGAAACAGACAUACGAAAUAAAGAAUUUGGAGAAUAGUUUAA